This is a messenger RNA of Tremella mesenterica DSM 1558, 945 nucleotides long. RefSeq lists its product as uncharacterized. NCBI's taxonomy places the organism in Eukaryota, Fungi, Basidiomycota, Tremellomycetes, Tremellales, Tremellaceae. The coding region runs from base 1 to 945 and encodes 314 amino acids. The transcript is spliced from 15 exons. The record is from RefSeq and is a predicted model, not a curated record.
AUGGCCCAAAGGUUGAUUCCUUUUGAGACAGUCUCAAAAUGGGCCAAAUCACGAGUGGUAACACGUACCUGGGCUUAUUCAAAUUUCAAUAGUACAUGGAUUACGAAAUCAAUUAGAAUCGGCACGGCUGAACGUACAGGGUUGAUUCCUUUUGAGACAGUCUCAAAAUGGGCCAAAGUAGGGUUGAUUCCUUUUGAGACAGUCUCAGAUUGGGCCAAAGUAGGGUUGAUUCAUUGGUUGAUUCCUUUUGAGACAGUCACAGAUUGGGCCAAAGUAGGGUUGAUUCCUUUUGAGACAGUCGCAGAUUGGGCCAAAUCACGAGUGGUAACACGUACCUGCGCUUAUUCAAUUUUCAAUAGUGCAUGGAUUUUGAAAUCAAAUAGAAUCAACACGGCUGAACGUACAGAGUUGAUUCCUUUUGAGACAGUCUCAGAAUGGGCCAAAGUAGGGUUGAUUCCUUUUGAGACAGUCUCAGAAUGGGCCAAAGUAGGGUUGAUUCCUUUUGAGACAGUCUCAAAAUGGGCCAAAUCACGAGUGGUAACACGUACCUGGGCUUAUUCAAAUUUCAAUAGUACAUGGAUUGCGAAAUCAAUUAGAACCGGCACGGCUGAACGUACAGGGUUAAUUCCUUUUGAGACAGUCUCAGAUUGGGCCAAAGUAGGGUUGAUUCCUUUUGAGACAGUCUCAGAUUGGGCCAAAGGUUCAUUCCUGUUGAGACAGUCUCAGAAUGGGCCAAACGCUGAGAUCCCUCAGUCACGAGUGGUAACACGCACCUGGGCUUAUUCAAAUUUCAAUAGUACAUGGAUUACGAAAUCAAUUAGAAUCGGCACGGCUGAACGUACAGGGUUGAUUCCUUUUGAGACAGUCUCAAAAUGGGCCAAAGUAGGGUUGAUUCCUUUUGAGACAGUCUCAGAUUGGGCCAAAGUAGGUGCUGAAGUGGAGUGA